GUUGUUUUACUUUGCUCUUGUAAAUAAAUAAUUAAAUUAAAGCCCGCCGGCCAGCCCAAUCCAGCUUUCCCAUGCAUGGCCGGAGAAUGAAGGGAAGAAGAAAAAAAAAAGGCAAGUCCAGUCCAGCCCAAACCUCUCUUCUUCUCUAGCUUAGGCGCUUAGCCAGCCGGCAGGCAGCCGCUCUGCCGUCGCCGACGACUCGCCGGCUGCCCGCGGUCCACCUGCCCCAGCCACCCGCACCAAUGGAAGGGCCGAGGCGGAAGAAACCACCACGCCGGCUAGGUAGCUGGCAGCCGGGAGCCCAGAGGUCAGAGCCUGUUCUAGCAUCUAUCUUCUUGCCGCAGCCUGUGCCGAGCUGUGAGCUGUAUGCAUGGCCACCCCCGCGACUCUUCUCCAUGAUGAGCUUCAAGAUGCUGGUAUCUUAAUUCCUGGAACAACCCAGCCUCCUUACAAUCUUCACAAGGGCUCCUUGCAGCCUGCUCAACAUUCAGAUGCUUCUCAAACAAACUCUGACUCUAGAGAUGGAGAACUUAUACUGCCCAAUGGGGAUAUUUAUCGUGGCGCAUUAUCGGGCAACAUGCCACAUGGCUCAGGUUGUUAUAUCUGGUCAGAUGGUUGUGUUUAUGAGGGUGACUGGAGGAGAGGCCUCAGGCAUGGGCAAGGCAAGACGCUGUGGCCGACAGGGGCUUCCUACACAGGUGACUACUCCGGUGGCUACAUUUAUGGUCAAGGAACGUAUACUGGGCUAAACAACUCCACUUACAAGGGAGGCUGGAAGCUUAAUCUUAAGCAUGGCCUUGGUUUACAGACAUUUCCCAAUGGAGACAUUUUUGAAGGUUCUUGGGUGCAUGGAGAAAUACAAGGGCAUGGCACUUAUACCUGGGCAGAUGGCAACACUUAUGUUGGCACCAUGAAAAAUGGGGUCAUGUUAGGCAAAGGAAUCCUCACAUGGAACAAUGGAGAUUCAUUUGAAGGGAACUGGCUAGAUGGUGUCAUGCAUGGGUAUGGAGUCUACACAUGGAAGGACUCUGGCUACUAUGUAGGAACCUGGACAAGGGGGUUGAAGGAUGGAAAAGGUACAUUUUAUCCAAAAUGUCGUGGAAUUCCAGUUACCGAUGAGCUAUACAUCGAUGGUCUAAGAAACAGAGGUGUACUGCCUGGUGCUGAAAGUCAGAUUCAUGGUUCUCGUAUCCUUCACUCUGCCUCAUUUGACAUGGCAAACAUGAUGGCUAGCAGAAAUCAGGACUCUGUAGGUAUUUCAUCUGUUAGAAGCUUGAGUUUUGGGAAAACUCGCUCGAGAAAUGUAUCACUGGAAAGAAGGUGGAGCCUUGGAGCGGCCAUUGAAAAAUUCAUUGGUCGUGAAACAAAUGAAAGUUCUGCAAUUGAAAGCUGUGAGAAUAAGGCUGAUUCCAACCUUCCUAUACUGGAACGGGAAUAUAUGCAAGGUGUUCUCAUCAGUGAGGUUGUGGUGGAUAAAAGCUUCUCGGAUCCAUUAAAAAAGGCAUCACGUCGCCAGAAGAAAAUGGUGAAGGAUAUAAAGAAACCUGGGCAGACAAUAAUUAAAGGACAUAGGAGUUAUGAUCUGAUGCUCAGUCUGCAGCUUGGAAUCAGGUAUACAGUUGGAAAGAUUACACCUAUUCAGAGACGUGAAGUGCGAGCUUCUGAUUAUGGUCCCAGAGCAAGUUUCUGGAUGAACUUCCCCAAAAAUGGAUCGCGGCCUACUCCUUCACAUCAUGCUGAUAAUUUUAAAUGGAAAGACUACUGCCCAAUGGUGUUCAGAAAUUUGAGGGAGAUGUUCAAGAUCGAUGCAGCGGAUUAUAUGAUUUCCAUUUGUGGAAGUGAUGCACUUAGGGAGCUAUCUUCUCCUGGAAAGAGUGGAAGUGUCUUCUUCCUAUCUCAGGAUGAUCGAUUUAUGAUCAAGACUCUACGAAAGUCUGAAGUGCAGGUUCUUCUACGAAUGCUUCCAGAGUAUUAUUACCAUGUCCGUACCUAUGAGAACACACUCAUAACUAAGUUUUUUGGCCUCCACAGGGUUAAACCGUCCAGCGGUCAAAAGUUCCGAUUUGUAGUGAUGGGAAACAUGUUUUGCACUGAACUCAGAAUUCACCGGAGGUUUGACUUGAAAGGUUCAUCCUUAGGCCGCUCAACAGACAAAGUAAAAAUUGACGAGAACACAACACUGAAAGAUUUGGAUCUAAACUAUUCAUUUUAUCUCGAGCCUUCUUGGCGGGAGACUUUGCUUGCGCAAAUUGAGACUGAUAGCAAAUUUCUAAAGCAUCACGCAAUAAUGGAUUAUAGCUUGCUUCUUGGCGUUCAUUUUCGGGCUCCUCAAAGCCUACGGACACAGGCAUCCUUUCAUCAAACAAUCCUACCAGAUAGGCUGGCUGUUCUUUCGGAAGAAGGUGCUCUGAAGGAGGAUGCUUUGAACAGUCCUGAAGGACUGGUUUUGGUUCAGCGAGCUAGUGAUCAAAAUGAUGUGGUCAUUGGUUCUCAUAUAAGGGGAGCUCGUCUUCGAUCAUCAAGUGCAAGUUUUGAGGAAGUAGAUCUCUUGCUUCCAGGCACCGCAAGGCUCCAGAUCCAACUUGGGGUUAACAUGCCAGCGAGGGCAGAACAGAUGGUUCUGGAUAACGACAGUGAGGCCAAUGGUCAGGUGUACGAUGUGGUGCUCUACCUGGGAAUAAUUGAUAUCUUGCAGGAGUACAACAUAAGGAAGAAGAUUGAGCAUGCUUACAAGUCCAUCCAAUAUAACUCAUUGUCAAUAUCUGUCGUGGAACCCAAUUUCUACUCGGAGCGCUUCCUGAAAUUCAUUCAGACGAUCUUUCCUGAAAAUUCCUAAAAUAAAAUCCAGUAAUUCUUCACCUUCAGGAACAAAGUGCAAGAACCAUUGUUCAGCGUGCAUCCUAGGAUGGUUCCCUCUGCAAGUAUUCUUUUGCUACGUCCUUGAUUAAUUCUCUCUCUUGACUCGAGCAUUCAUCCUAGGAUGGUUCCCUGUGGACAUUUUGAGCUAUUUGAUAAGAGAAUGUUGGCCUGACCAUGGUUAGGUAUAGCCUGGUUUCGGAUUACAGGAAGCAACCGGUAUCUCGUUCUACCUGUCUGUUCGCCUGGCUUGGCUAAUAAGCAUGGCUGUAAGUAUUGUUCGCCGAUUUUUUUUGAGAGAAAAACACUGCUGAAUGACUGACAUAUUCGAGCUCAAGCUACCAUACUGAUAUUGUUGAAUGACUGACAGAUUUGAGCUCAAAUGAACAUACUGAUCAAACACUAAUAGGACCUCAGCGGUAUCUUGCACUGUUAG
Molecule: messenger RNA, 3292 nt
Organism: Sorghum bicolor (sorghum)
Lineage: Eukaryota; Viridiplantae; Streptophyta; Magnoliopsida; Poales; Poaceae
Product: phosphatidylinositol 4-phosphate 5-kinase 9
Exons: 9
Coding region: 371-2836 (821 amino acids)
Biological process (GO): phosphatidylinositol metabolic process
Molecular function (GO): 1-phosphatidylinositol-4-phosphate 5-kinase activity; ATP binding
Source: RefSeq, a predicted model, not a curated record